Molecule: messenger RNA, 2595 nt
Organism: Sphenostylis stenocarpa
Lineage: Eukaryota; Viridiplantae; Streptophyta; Magnoliopsida; Fabales; Fabaceae
Source: the annotation of a GenBank genome assembly
AUGAAGCAUGAGGAAGAAUUCAGGAAAACUGAUGGAGCUAACAAGGUUGAUGAGUACCUCUAUGGAAGCUUUAUUGAUUGCCUAACUGAAUUGUGCCACGCUUCAGUUGAUGACAUAAAAAUAGCUGGUAGCAAUGCCUGCGAGAUCACAAUGUUUCAUCAAGAAGAUGCUGGUUUGAAUAUGGAGAUGGCUAAACUGGCUUUUCGCAAGGGCAUAUGGAGCUAUAUAUGCAAGAUGGAUAAUGCACUUCGAAGAUACUCUGUUGUAAACUAUCAUUUAUCAAAUUCAGUUACCACUUCAGUUAAUUUAAUGCAGAAGGUACCGGCUUGCUUGGACCCUAUCACGAGUAACAUAUCUCCAGGACAUCCUACCGUCUUCCAUGAUCAAUUUACUGAUGAAUCUCAAAAGCGGGUGAUCCUAAGAAGGCCAUCUAGAAAGUUUCUAGCCAAUAGUUUGCUGCUUCUAGGAGGUGCUACUGCUAUAUGCCUGUCUCGUAGUCAUUCUAGCCUAGGUGUUAAAGUUGCCAUGGCAUACAUUUUAACAAAACUUAUAGCCUGCGUUGAUAGUGAGUUGUCUUUCUUUGUUUGGGGUUUGGUUGUUGUUGGAAUGAAAAUGCACCACAACCUUAUCCUUGCAAGGUUGUGGCUUGCUUUGCUUGCGGUCUCAACCACCUCAGUUCAUUGCAAAACCUCCUCCGAAGAUGUCUCAGCCCUUAAUGCGAUGUAUUCCAGCUUAAAUUCCCCUUCAAAGCUUAGUGGUUGGAAAUCAAGUGGAGGUGAUCCUUGUGGUGACUCAUGGGAAGGAAUUAAAUGCUCAGGCUCUUCUGUCUCAGAAAUAAAUUUGUCAGACAUGGGACUCACUGGAUCAAUGGGCUACCAGUUGUCCAGCUUAUCAUCAUACAGUGAUUUGAGCAACAACAACCUCAAGGGUGAUAUACCAUAUCAACUUCCUCCAAAUGCUCGUCAUAUGCAACCUGCAUUUGAUUGGCGUCGUAUGUUUGUCAACAAUAAUUCUGUUAUCUGGUCAUGCAGAGAUCUUUCUAAGAAUUCCUUCACCGGAAGUAUACCUUAUUCCUUUUCUCAGAUGGGUGACCUCAACUACCUAAAUCUUGCACAUAAUCAGCUUAAAAACCAGUUGGGAGAAAUAUUUGACAAGCUCAGUAAACUCAAACAACUGAAUGUCGAAAACAACAAAUUUACUGGUUGGAUUCCUGACGAGUUGAAGAAUAUAAAGAAAUUGCAAACUGGAGGAAACUCAUGGUCAAGGGGAGAAGCACCUCCUCCUCCUCCUGGUACUCCCCCUAUCAACGAUUCCAAGAAAAAGAAAGAUAAACAGGUUAUUGGUGGAGUAGCUAUAGCAGCCAUAGUUUUUGGCAUACUGGCAGUAAUUAUAAUUGUUCUUGCUGUUUGUAAAAGAAGGUCGUCGACAUCUUCUUCACACUUUAUCGAUGAAGAGAGGCGUAGCCAGAAUAAAUCUUUAACACCCCAUGCAUCUCAGGAGUUAUCAAAAGUUUCGGAUUCUGAUGUCAACAAAGAAUUCAAAGGAUUUAACUCAUUGCGUUCCACAUCAAUUGACGUAAAGGCUUUGCAAAAAUCUCCGUCAAUUAGUGUUAGAUCGUCAGUCUCCGAUUGUGUGCAAUCCUUUAACAACAAUGAGUUUGCGAAUCGUCUAAAUUCUAGAAGUACAUCAUUCCGUGCUACUACUUUUUCACUGGAAGAGUUGCACUCUGCUACUGCUAAUUUUGCUUCAGGUCGACUCCUUGGUGAAGGAUCCAUAGGAUGCGUUUAUCGAGCUAAAUAUGCAGACGGAAAGGUAUUGGCUGUAAAAAAAAUCAACCCUUCGCUUUUCCAUGGUAAUCCUACUGAGGAAUUCUCUCAGAUUGUUUCAAACCUCAGCCAAAUUCGCCACCCAAAUAUCGUUGAGCUUGUCGGUUAUUGUUCAGAACAGGAGCACAUGUUAAUAUAUGAUUAUUUCAGAAACGGUUCUCUCCAUGGCUUUUUACACUUAUCAGACGAUUUCAGCAAACCACUCACUUGGAACACAAGAGUCAGAAUUGCAUUGGGAACAGCUCGGGCUAUUGAGUACCUCCAUGAAAUUUGUUCUCCUCCUAUCUUGCAUAAGAAUAUCAAGUCCUCGAAUAUUUUUCUUGACACGGAUCUGAAUCCUCGUCUCUCAGACUAUGGUUUGGCAUCCUUCCACCAGCGUACUAGCCAAAAUCUUGGGGUAGGAUAUAAUGCACCAGAAUGCACAAAACCUUCAGCCUUUACACAGAAAAGUGAUGUAUACAGUUUUGGGGUAGUGAUGCUGGAACUUUUGACGGGUCGAAUGCCUUUAGACAGUUCAAGGCCGAAGGCAGAACAAUGUCUUGUUCGUUGGGCAACCCCACUUCUUCACGACAUUAAUGCGGUGGAGAAAAUGGUGGACCCUGCCUUGCGGGGGCUUUACCCUCCUAAGUCACUCUUCCGAUUUGCUGAUGUCAUCGCUCUCUCUGUUCAGUCUGAGCCUGAAUUUCGGCCACCUGUGUCAGAGUUAGUUCAGGCUUUAGUGAGAUUAGUUCAGCGCCCAAGUAUGACAAUGAGGGAGGAUUUUGAGUGA